Gryllus bimaculatus (two-spotted cricket) is the source of this 357-nucleotide messenger RNA. The record is from the annotation of a GenBank genome assembly. Lineage: Eukaryota; Metazoa; Arthropoda; Insecta; Orthoptera; Gryllidae.
AUGGUGAAAAACAAGGUGUGCGUGUUAAGGUGGGUGCAGAGCUUCGAAUCCCAGUCUGUUCAUUCAGGUCUUCGCCGGCGAGCUAAGCAGUUAGCGAUUGGCAGCUCGUGCUUCCACACGCAACUUGGAUCUGCUCUGGAAGCAAGUAGCCUCAUCACAGAGCAAACUGUCGAGUAUGAGUGUGCAUCUGGGGUGAGCAGCUGCACCGCUGGCGUCCGAGGCCAUCCACCCACGCCGCCGCCGCCGGCCACCAGCUCCGCCGCGCCGCGCCGGGCAGUCAUUAGAUGUCAUGGUUUCUUAGGUGCUGGGCAUUUUGGCUUGGAAAUAAAGGACCCUGUAGGAGGAACCGCAGUAUAA